This is a messenger RNA of Neogale vison (American mink), 847 nucleotides long. It is a transcript of the gene TSHB, whose product is annotated as thyroid stimulating hormone subunit beta. The record is from RefSeq and is a predicted model, not a curated record. The transcript has 4 exons. Gene Ontology annotation, molecular function: hormone activity. NCBI's taxonomy places the organism in Eukaryota, Metazoa, Chordata, Mammalia, Carnivora, Mustelidae. Gene Ontology annotation, cellular component: extracellular region; cytoplasm. Gene Ontology annotation, biological process: G protein-coupled receptor signaling pathway. The coding region runs from base 373 to 789 and encodes 138 amino acids.
GGUAAUUUUAUUUUGAAAUAGGAGAGGGGAAAAUUCAUGCUGUAAUAAUGUCAGAGUUUCCAGAGGAGUAUGUUGUGAAAUUGUUUGUUUAAACACAUUUUAUUUGGGGUUCAGUAUGAAUUUUCAAUUGAUGUUUUUUCAGAUAAGAAAGCAGUAAUUCAAACUCAAUUAUAUAAACAAGGAGAUCAGAGAGGAUUUAUCCUGAAGGGUAUAAAAUGAACCAAGAGCUUUUAGUCUGGGUCAUUAUAUGAUCAGCUCCCCAAUGCAAAGUAAGUUGAUAUUCAAAAAUGGCAAAUGAUAAGUGGUAAUUUGCUUCUAUAGAAUCUAAGAACUCCAAUUAUUUCUCCAAAAUUGUUCAGUGGUGAGUAAAGCAUGACUGCUAUCUACCUGAUGUCCAUGCUUUUUGGCCUUGCAUGUGGGCAAGUGAUGUCUUUUUGUUUUCCAACUGAGUAUACGAUGCAUGUCGAAAGGAAAGAGUGUGCUUAUUGCCUAACCAUCAACACUACCAUCUGUGCUGGAUAUUGUAUGACACGGGAUAUCAAUGGCAAACUCUUUCUUCCCAAAUAUGCUCUGUCCCAGGAUGUUUGUACAUAUAGAGACUUCAUGUACAAGACUGUAGAAAUACCAGGAUGCCCACGCCAUGUCACUCCCUAUUUCUCCUACCCCGUAGCUGUAAGCUGUAAGUGUGGCAAGUGUAAUACUGACUACAGUGACUGUAUACAUGAGGCCAUCAAGACAAACUAUUGUACCAAACCUCAGAAGUCCUAUGUGGUGGGAUUUUCUAUCUAAUUUCUAUAGUGAUGUAACUUGCAAUUCAGUUAAAUGUGUUCACCUGGAAUAAAAUUAA